AUGGACACCAACGCGCGCCUACUCUUUGCGCUGUCCGGAAAGACAGCGGUCAGUGACGCACGACAUGCAGUUCUCGAAAAGUUGGUUGACGGAGAGCUUGAAGGUGUCAUCAAGAAUUGUCUCAACAGCAGUGAAUCUGAAAAGAGACGAGAGAUGGAGGCUGAGGUGCCAGCUGAUGGCAAAGGCAAAGCGGAAGACACUCUGGACGACUAUUCGAACAAACGAAACUCACCGGAGGGGCAAGAUAACAACCAGCACAAAAGGGUCAAAGCAUCCAACCGCACGGAUAAGCCAACUGAACAAGUCGUGAUGAAGCACGAAGUCAUCGACCUGGAUCAGGAGAGCGCAAAAACAAAGAAUGCGCGCUUCCAGACUACCUCACAUCAAGGAAAUCCUCUAUAUGCCCGACGGAACCUCAGAAGGGUCGUGGCGUUCCUUUUCCAGCUUCCCACUCGAGCUUAG
Parastagonospora nodorum SN15 is the source of this 462-nucleotide messenger RNA. RefSeq lists its product as hypothetical. The coding region runs from base 1 to 462 and encodes 153 amino acids. The transcript is spliced from 2 exons. Lineage: Eukaryota; Fungi; Ascomycota; Dothideomycetes; Pleosporales; Phaeosphaeriaceae. The record is from RefSeq and is a predicted model, not a curated record.